Messenger RNA from Equus quagga, 2056 nucleotides. RefSeq names its product mitogen-activated protein kinase 9 (gene MAPK9). Gene Ontology annotation, cellular component: nucleus; cytoplasm. Gene Ontology annotation, biological process: protein phosphorylation; JNK cascade. Gene Ontology annotation, molecular function: JUN kinase activity; ATP binding. The record is from RefSeq and is a predicted model, not a curated record. Bases 178 to 1452 code for a protein of 424 amino acids. NCBI's taxonomy places the organism in Eukaryota, Metazoa, Chordata, Mammalia, Perissodactyla, Equidae. The transcript has 12 exons.
GGCGCAGUAAGAAUAAUGGGUGUGGGACCAGCUGUCCUAAUGUCAGCCAACACUGAGACUUUGCCCUGUCCUGGGCACUGUGCUAGCUGUCCUCUGAGGUUGAUUUUGCACAUAUCGCUGUUUCACAGGAAUCUGACGACUCUCCCAGCUCUUUGGAGUAUUAUAUAACACUACAUCAUGAGUGACAGUAAAUGUGAUAGUCAGUUUUACAGUGUGCAAGUGGCAGACUCAACUUUCACUGUCCUGAAACGUUACCAGCAGUUGAAACCUAUUGGCUCUGGAGCCCAAGGAAUUGUGUGUGCUGCUUUUGAUACAGUUCUUGGGAUAAAUGUUGCAGUCAAGAAACUAAGCCGUCCUUUUCAGAAUCAAACUCAUGCAAAGAGAGCUUAUCGUGAACUCGUCCUCUUAAAAUGUGUCAAUCAUAAAAAUAUAAUUAGUUUGUUAAAUGUGUUUACACCACAAAAAACUCUUGAAGAAUUUCAAGAUGUGUAUUUGGUGAUGGAAUUAAUGGAUGCUAACUUAUGUCAGGUUAUUCAUAUGGAGUUGGACCAUGAAAGAAUGUCCUACCUUCUUUACCAGAUGCUCUGUGGUAUUAAACAUCUGCAUUCAGCUGGUAUAAUUCAUAGAGAUUUGAAACCUAGCAACAUCGUAGUGAAAUCAGACUGCACCCUUAAGAUCCUUGACUUCGGCCUGGCCCGGACAGCAUGCACCAACUUUAUGAUGACCCCCUAUGUGGUAACGCGGUAUUAUCGGGCACCAGAAGUCAUCCUGGGCAUGGGCUACAAGGAGAACGUGGACAUCUGGUCUGUCGGGUGCAUCAUGGCAGAAAUGGUCCUCCAUAAAGUCCUGUUCCCAGGAAGAGACUAUAUUGAUCAGUGGAAUAAAGUUAUUGAGCAGCUGGGAACACCGUCCGCAGAUUUCAUGAAGAAACUUCAGCCAACUGUGAGGAAUUACGUAGAAAACAGACCCAAGUAUCCUGGAAUCAAAUUUGAAGAACUCUUUCCAGAUUGGAUAUUCCCAUCAGAAUCGGAACGAGACAAAAUAAAAACAAGUCAAGCCAGAGACUUGUUAUCAAAGAUGUUAGUGAUCGACCCCGACAGGCGGAUCUCUGUGGACGAGGCCCUGCGUCACCCCUACAUCACGGUUUGGUAUGACCCUGCAGAGGCAGAGGCGCCACCACCUCAAAUUUAUGAUGCCCAGUUGGAAGAAAGAGAACAUGCAAUUGAAGAAUGGAAAGAGCUAAUUUAUAAAGAAGUAAUGGAUUGGGAAGAAAGGAGCAAGAAUGGUGUUGUGAAAGAUCAGCCUUCAGAUGCAGCAGUAAGCAGCAACGCCACUCCUUCUCGGUCAUCAUCUAUCAAUGACAUUUCAUCCAUGUCUACUGAGCAGACCCUGGCCUCAGACACAGACAGCAGUCUCGACGCCUCAACCGGGCCCCUUGAAGGUUGUCGAUGAUAAGUUAGAAACAGCAAGCAUGUCGCCAUUGAAGGAACUCUCACUUCCAUAGGCCUGAAAUGCUUGGGAGUUGAUGGAACCAAACAGAAAAACUCCAUGUUCUGCAUGUAAGAAACACGAUUCCUUGCCCUUGCUCAGUUCUCAUAGGAUUGUCUGCUUAGACUAUAAAGUGAAGCAGGUUAUGUCUGAAUAAGAAAAGUGCAAGCCACACUGUUAGAGAUUUUUUUCAACGCCAUUUCAGGUGAGCAACUAGGAUAGAUGAAUUUUUUAAAAAGUUGUACGGUAAUAGUAGUGACAAUUUCUCAUCCUCAGUAACUGUUGGGACUUACAUGCAUGUGGCCACAAGUGUGUCCUUGGACUCACCAUCUAGCAUUUUGGAAAUCAGUAUUUAAAUGCCAAAUAAUCUUCCAAGUAGUGCUGCUUCUAGACUUAUCUCGUAAUCCUAAGUAAUUUGAUAUCUGUCCAGAAAAAUAGAUUUAUGUGUAUUAAUUGACCACAUCAUAUUAUCAUAUCUUACCUUCUUUUAUGGUAUGAUUUAUUCUAUCUUUUGUAUUUCAGAAGGAGUAUAAUUAAAUCUAUUUAAUAAACAAAAUAUAUAACUUUC